This is a messenger RNA of Drosophila takahashii, 1130 nucleotides long. RefSeq lists its product as uncharacterized. The record is from RefSeq and is a predicted model, not a curated record. Lineage: Eukaryota; Metazoa; Arthropoda; Insecta; Diptera; Drosophilidae.
AUGAUUCCAUUCGGUGGAUUCGGUGGAGCCGUCGAAGCGACGGUGGUGGUUUGUGCGAGCGAGACAACUACUGCUACCGUCUUCCAGUGUGCGUGUGUGCCAACGCAACGACCCCCACCUCCUUGUGCACCCCACCCCCCUCCCACUCAUUCCACUAAUUGCUUCCACUACGGAAAACGGAAAACACAAUGCCGGCGCUUUAUCACGCUUAUCAGCAAACAACGUAAGCGCAACGUAAUGACUAAUCGGUAUGUUAACCGCUUUUUUCGAAACUGUCAACCACCUGUAGCUCGGUGAAUUAUUCCCGACUUUUCGACUUUUCUCGCCGACGAUGGCGUAAUUGUUUUGAUAAUGCAAACAAUGAGCGCUUGUCCAUUUUUAGCCGGGCGACAUUGAAGAGAAAUUAAAAGUAAAUAAGGGGGGAAGGUCGCCGAGUAUCGGCGUUUAAUAAUUAAUUUGCUGGCCAAUUUUGGCAAGUCGCGCGCCGCAUGCUUUAUGCUUUGGCCAAAUAUGGCCGGGUUUUCCUUUUAGUUUUUCAAAUUGUUUUGCCUUUUUCAGCAAACUGAGAAUUGAGCAAAAAAAAUAUCACUAAUACCAUUUAGCGGUCUUAUCGGACGCUCUCUUUCUGCCACCCGCACAGCAGCUGGGCGAGGGAAAGGGAGAGCAACAGGUGGCCGGCGAGUACCGUUAGGCAUUCCAGCAAUUGCGUAACUAAUUAAACAAUUGCCCGCAAUUAAGUAAACAUAUUUGCCCAAAUUAAUGGAAUACUUUUAUCGCGGGGAAUGGGAAAGUUUGAGAUUUUCAUAUGAAUAUAUAAAAUCGAUUUUAGGCAAUUUACCUAGUGAAAGGUGAGAGAAAUAAGUGGUGUGAAUAUGAACCAAGUGGGUCAAGAUUUACAACAGCUAAAGCGAAAGAAAACGCGAGGGCCGCCUAAAGACCCUGGGGCCAUCGAAGGGUUAAGGCACAGAUAGAAAAUCGCGAAAAGGCGAAGACGACGACGUAAUCGCUUUGCAAUGCGAAAAGAAGCAGCCACAAAUUGGAGCAAUUGCAGAAGAACUAGAACCUAACCAAACUUUGGAGUCCCCUUUCACGGCAACAACAACAACGAGUUGGCUUCUUCGCUUAAUUUU